Messenger RNA from Oryzias latipes (Japanese medaka), 2933 nucleotides. Its product is annotated as leucine-rich repeat-containing protein 14. The record is from RefSeq and is a predicted model, not a curated record. Gene Ontology annotation, cellular component: cytoplasm. Lineage: Eukaryota; Metazoa; Chordata; Actinopteri; Beloniformes; Adrianichthyidae.
CAUCUGUUGACGUCAUCAGCUUGCGUCGAAGUAUUUUGUAAACACUCCUCUGGAUUCAAGAUCGCUAACUGGAGCGGUAACGAAGAGCUUCUACGGCCCAAGCUGUUUCUAUUUUUAAGCCAACGGACGAUAUCAGAUAAUGUUAUAAAGGCUCAUCGGUACUUUUCAGGUUUGCACCAGACUUCCUAUAAAAAGCAGAUUUAGAGGCGGGGCGGCUUCAGACGAGCUAGCUCGCUCAGAUCAUCAUCAUGUUUUGAUCCAGCGCGCAAGACUUUUUUGGUUUUUAAAGUUCCUGCAGGUCCGGAGGUGACCAUGGUGCAUUGUUUGGUGAGCCUUUGUGCCAGAGAGGUGGUCAGAAGCCACAGCUCCUCUCCCAGUUGGCUCGUAUGGGUUCCCAGAGAGCUGUACCGACCACUGUUAGAGGCCGCCUUCGCCAGCGGCAGACCGCUGGCUGUCGGUGAGCUGGCGCAGUGGUGGCCCGAACGCACGCUGCGUGUUGGAGGACCAAAGACAAAGGGGAGCUUUUCACCUAAUCGCCUCUGCGUUCAGGCCCUGCUGCUUGCAGUGGUCAGAGGUCUGAGUGACCAAAGGUGUGCUCUGCAAGUCCUGGACCUGUGCGGACUUCAUGGGGAUGAGGGAACAGGGGACUCGAUGGGAGGCUGGUCUCUGACUGUAGCUGCCUGCACCAUGGUCGUUCAGGCCAAAGCUGGAGUUAAGAGGACACAGAAGAAGGACGGAGACCGAGAAAGAAAACGAAUCUCCGCUCUCGAAAGAGAAAUGGACUUAAAAAGAGAGCGGGCACAAAAGAACGGUACUACGAAACCAAACAGCGAUGAUGCAAGUAACAGAGGGGUGACUGGAUUUUCAGGUUUUACGAGUGAACAGGAUUUAACGAAAGGAGUCAGGAGAAGAAUGGAGAUGGAGAGGAAAAAAGGGACUACUGAGACAGGUUUAGAUAGUAAAGUUGACAAAAAAGAGGACAAUUGUGAUGUGUUGGCGCAUGUGCGAGCAGACCUUUUUGUCAACGCCCGAUCUUGGGAACGUGUUCGUGUGGCCCUGACCACAUCGGGGCCCCUAAAGCUCCAGUGCAGAUACCUCCGUGUGGAGGAGAUUUCAGUGUCGAGCAUCAGGACCCUCUUGAGCCUCCUGCCCCGCAUUGGUCUUCUGGGUGUCGACAUUCGCUACACCAGCCUUGGAGUGGCGGGGUUGGCUGAACUUCUUCCGCUUCUCUCUUCCUUUCCUUCGCUGAACUCCCUGCGUCUACAUUACUGUAACCUAGACUUUAGAAGAGAUCAGUUUGAGCAAGAAGAUACUUUGAGGGACCUUUCACAGGGGCUGGCGUGCUUGCAGGAGCUGCGAAGGCUCAGUCUGACUGCUUUGCGGCUGCCUGGACAGCUGCGUGUUUUACUCAGCUCUUUGCCUCAACCUCUUGAGAUUCUGGAGUUGCCUUAUUUGAGCCUCAGUCCAUCUGACUUGGCCUACCUGUCCUGCAGCCAUCAUGCCUCUGCGCUGCAGCAGCUGGAUUUGAGUGAGAACCGUCUGGAAGACAGCACCCUGCCCUCGAUUCGAAGGCUCCUCUCCCAGGCCUCCAGCAGCCUGCAGCAUCUGUCUCUAAGUGGUUGUGGUCUGACCGACAGUCUGCUUGGACUCUUGCUGCCUUCCUUCGGGUGCUGUCGAGCUCUCAAGAGCUUGGCUUUGGCCCUAAACCCACUGUCCAUGGCAGGCCUUCUAGACCUGGUGCAGAUGGCAGUGAGACUCCCUAACUUACGCCAGUUACUCUACCCAAACCCCCUGGAGGACUACCAACCAGGGCUCCCUGAUCUGCCGUCUAGCGCUCAGUUACUGGACUGGCCUCUGGAUGAAAGCACAGACAUCAACAUGACCAGCAGCCAGCUGAACAGGGUGCUAUUGGACAGCGGGCGCACCGACCUGCUUCUCACCUGCGACCUCCUUAAUUACGAUAAAGACUUGGUAGUCUAAAGCUAAGCACAGGUGUGCUCAUAAACACGGCUUUUCUUUAACUACAUUUUUGUGCCUUUUUUAAACUAUUCGUAGAAAUAGUACAUUUUUCUUAUUUUUUCUUGAUUUAUUUUUUUCUUUUCUUAUGAUAGUGAAUGUUGCAAAACAUGAAUACCCUGUUCUGUGCUUGCAAUUACGCUUCCUCCUCAUCCGUGUUUUGACCUUCUUCCCUCCUCUGCUUAUCAGCUGUUCAUUGACCUCAGUGGAGGCCUGACAGUAGCUGGAGUUGGGUGUAAUGGAGCACGUGCAUCUGUAACAUCCAGGGCAGUGGAACAGGAAGAUCAGUAAUGUUAGCUGCUGCAUUAACCAUGCCUCCACCUCCUUUCUUAACUGAGUUAACCAAACACGGUUCAGAGGUGGUGGAGAUGAAAUCCACACGUGCGUUUCUGUUUCCAAAAUGAAAGUGAUGCUCGUCAAGGUGACUUAAAAGAAGACCGGGUACAGCUGCCUAGACUUAAUUUCAUUUAUUUUUUAUUUUUUUGUGGGUGUAGUAUUCUGACACAGAAGAAUAGUUUUUUGUAAAAAAAAAAAUAUAUAUAUAUAUAUGUGCCAUCGGAUUCAAAUACAAAGCAUUUUGCUCAGUCCAGUCAGUGUAUGAAUUUUACCAAAAACUUAAACCACCAGUUUAAGAACAAAUGAUGAAUUGAUAAAUCUAAUGAUUUGCCUUUUUUUUCAAAGAAUUUUAUUGCUUUUCUUUUAACAUAUAACUUGUGUUUUUGCCCCAUUCCCUGUUUCUUUGAAAUUAUUUUUGAAACUUUGUUGACCUGGAAACAAAGAAUCAGAAAAAUCCCAGAAGUACAUUAUUACAUGGAUUGUAUUGGAAUGUCAAAUGUUCUAAUCAAAGGAAAUAUUUACUGCCUAUUUUGUAGUAUUGUAUACAAAAUUAAUGCUAAAUAAAAAAAAUUAAAAAAGGA